This is a messenger RNA of Heterocephalus glaber (naked mole-rat), 1958 nucleotides long. RefSeq names its product CDK5 regulatory subunit associated protein 3 (gene Cdk5rap3). Gene Ontology annotation, biological process: regulation of mitotic cell cycle. Gene Ontology annotation, cellular component: endomembrane system. NCBI's taxonomy places the organism in Eukaryota, Metazoa, Chordata, Mammalia, Rodentia, Bathyergidae. The record is from RefSeq and is a predicted model, not a curated record.
GGGGAGCCUUGAGGUGGGCGGAGCUUGCCCCAGCGGGUGGUGCGUGCGCCCGGAUUGGCUCUGCUGAAGGCAGUGACGUGGCCGAAGAGACCUGUUUGCUUCUGAACUCUGGAUUGGCCGUGGCGGAAGCGGAAGUGGAGGAAAGAUGCAGGACCAUCAGCACGUGCCCAUCGACAUCCAGACCGGCAAGCUGCUCGACUGGCUGGUGGACCGGCGCCACUGCAACCUGAAAUGGCAGAGCCUGGUCCUGACCAUCCGGGAGAAGAUCAACACUGCCAUCCAGGACAUGCCAGAGAGCGAGGAGAUCACCCAGCUGCUCUCUGGGUCCUACAUUCACUACUUCCACUGCCUGAGGAUUGUGGAUCUUCUCAAAGGCACUGAGGCCUCCACAAAGAACAUAUUUGGCCGGUACUCUUCCCAGCGGAUGAAGGACUGGCAGGAGAUCGUAGCCCUGUAUGAGAAGGACAACACCUACUUAGUGGAACUCUGCAGCCUCCUGGUUCGCAACAUCAACUACGAGCUGCCCUCCCUAAGGAAGCGGAUCACCAAGUGCCAGCAGCUGCAGCGCGAGUACAGCCGCAAGGAGGAGGAGGGCCUGGCGGGGGCAGCCUCUCAGCGAGAGCACUUCCGGCAUGCGUGCAAGCAGUACGGCAUCACGGGAGACAACGUCCGGAGGGAGCUGCUGGCCCUGAUCAAGGACCUGCCGAGCCAGCUGACCGAGAUUGGGGUGGGGGCGCAGUCCCUGGGUGAAGCCAUCGAGCUGUACCAGGCCUGUGUGGGCUUCGUAUGUGAGAGUUCAGAAGAGCAGGUGCUGCCCAUGCUGCGGUUCGUGCAGCGGCGGGGAAACUCGACAGUAUAUGAGUGGAGGACGGGCACAGAACCCACCGUGGUGGAGCGGCCGAGCCUGGAGGAGCCUCCCGAGCCGGUGGAGGAGGAUGCGAUCGACUGGGGCGACUUUGGGGUGGAGUUGGACCCUGGCAUCUCUGCUGAGGCUGCUGGCAUCAACUGGGGCAUCUCCCUGGACUCAGAGUCCAAGGGCUGCAGACCUCACUGUGGGCAGGAAGCCGUCCUUGAACCUGUUCUGCUGGCUCCCCUGGCCGGGAAUUCUCCCAACCUCACUGGCUCUGUUGCUGUCCAUGCAGGAACUGGGGGGCGACGGGGUAGACUGGGGCGACGCCGACCCUGUGGCUCUGCAGAUCACAGUGCUGGAGGCGGGGACCCAGGCCCCAGAAGGUGUGGCCAGAGGCCCAGACGCCCUGAGUCUGUUGGAGUUCCCGGAGACGCGGAACCAGUUCAUCGACGAGCUCAUGGAGGUUCUGUCACCCGGAGGGCCUUCCUGGGGGCAUGGAGGACACCCUGUCUAGUCGCCUCCCUGUCCUCUCCUGUCACCGGGGGUCCUGCCAGUCUCCGGCCCAUGAGACAGAGUCCUUGACCCCAGGAGCUCAGGUCCCGGUGGGAAAGGCCGACCGGAAUCGACAGUGCUGCAUGGGAGAUGGCGCCGAGAAACACAGGAUGCCGGGAAGCCUGUAGUUUCACGGCUGGGGCUCAGGGUACAGAUGUGGACGUACUGCCCACAUGGGCCACAGGAGGCUGCUAGGCUAAGCAAAGUGAACUGGGGAGUGGACGGGGGCAGAGAGGUGGGUGGGCUUUGAGUUGACUCAGGGCACCAGGAAGCUGUCGGGUUGGGGCAGGUUCUGAGCUGAGACCUCAUGGGUGGUGACAUUGGAUCCCAUGGCUAAGGAGGAGCGGUGAGAGGGGCCAGGGUUCCUGGGCUUGGGAAGAUGGGGGCUGUGGCCUGUGUCCCCUGCUCUUAGGUCGCAGCUGUUGAGUUUCUAGCAACAACAGUAUCCGGAGGAGACCCUGCUUCACCCGGAGUGUGGCCCUCACGAUGCACAUUGGAAUGACCUGGGGCUGCCUUUCUGAAUUUGCUUCCUGGUCCGAACUCCCUCCUCCUCUGC